CUAGGUAAAGGCUGCCGUAGUGUCAUCCCCAUCCCGCGGUGUUGAGACGGUUGUCAUUCCUUUUCGGUUCGAGGGAACACAUCAUCUUUUCACGAGCACAACUUGCAAGCUAGCAGGCUAAAGGCAGCUCGUCUCGGAGCAAACCCUCCCAUCGGGUUAUCUUCCCGACGGACCGACUUUAUGCGCCGUUUUAUCCGAGGCGUUUGAGUGUGUCGGCGCUGGACCAGGCGUCGGUGGGAAAAUGUCCUCUUUUUCACAGAGGAUUUCUCCUGCCCUGGUGUUGCUUCUCUUCUCAUCUGCCGUCGCAGCGCAAGAAGAGUCCUUCCUGCUGGAUGGGUGGCGUGAUGUGUGGCUUUUUCGUUUCCUGGUAAACGUUCUGGGAUACUCGACCAUCAUUAUCCCUGGCUACCUCCUGAUCCGCUACCUAAAGCGCACCAACUACUUAGACACUGGUAGUGGCUGCUGCUAUCCAGUCAUCAAGUCCUGCGUGUUUGGAACUGAAGCAAAGACGGGCCUGUUAGAUGAUGUGUCCGUCACCUCCAGGCACGAGGGGGAUUCGGGCUCGUCGCUCCGACAGGCCGUUCACCUGAUCUUUUGUGCUGGUGGACUUCAGGCGUCAUACCUGACAUGGGGAGUCCUACAGGAGAGGGUCAUGACCCGUUCCUACGGCGCCUCAACUCCAGAGGAGGAAGGCGAGCGAUUCAAGGACUCUCAGUUUUUGGUCUUCAUGAACCGGAUUUUGGCCCUGACCGUUUCGGGCCUUUGGUGUCUCCUGUUCAAGCAGCCCCGCCACGGCACGCCCAUGUACAAGUACUCCUUCGCCUCACUCUCCAACAUCAUGAGUAGCUGGUGCCAGUAUGAGGCGCUCAAGUACAUCAGCUUCCCCACUCAGGUCCUGGCAAAGGCCUCCAAGGUCAUUCCUGUCAUGCUCAUGGGUAAGGUCAUUUCUCAGAAGAGCUACGAGUACUGGGAGUACCUGACAGCUGCGCUUAUCUCCGUGGGCGUCAGCAUGUUCCUGCUGUCCAGCACUGUCAGCAAGCACUCGUCCACCGUCACCACCUUCAGUGGUGUGGUCAUCCUGGGGGGCUACAUCAUCUUCGACAGCUUCACCUCCAACUGGCAGGACAACCUGUUCAAGUACAAGAUGUCGUCAGUCCAAAUGAUGUUUGGGGUCAACUUGUUCUCGUGCCUCUUCACCAUGGGCUCGCUGCUGGAACAGGGCGCCUUCUUCGACUCGGUGGCGUUCAUGGCACGCCACUCAGAGUUCGCCUUUCACGCCGUGCUGCUGUCCGUCUGCUCGGCGUGCGGCCAGCUCUUCAUCUUUUACACCAUCAACCAGUUCGGCGCCGCUGUCUUCACCAUCAUCAUGACCCUGCGCCAAGCCAUCGCCAUUCUCCUUUCCUGUUUCCUUUAUGGACACGCCGUCACAGUGGUUGGCAACUUUGGCGUCGCCGUGGUGUUUUUCGCUCUAUUUUUGCGGGUGUACGCCCGUAGUCGGAUGAAGUCGGGGCGGCGACAGGCGCAGCCGCUGGCGCAGAAGGUGUAGGAUUUGCACCGAACUGAGAACUUAGACCACGUUUUCUGUGGUCCUUUUUUUCAAAUGGCUCACAUGUAUUGUUUUUGUGUCUAUUAGGUAAUGAAAGGGAUUUUUUUGGUCUUUUUGUGCCUCCAAGGGGUCCAUGUGAUUUGAAAGCUGUUUCACGACCUGCCUCUACAGUCACAAGAUGUCCUUCUCCCUUAACAGCCACGUGUGGUCACUGCUAGUUACUGAGAAUACACUACUCACUCAGUUAUGGAUAUUUGUCUUUCUGGUGAAAAUUCAGGAUGAACCCAAAAUGUGCUAUAACCUCAACAGGCAAACUUUUGAGUACCCAAACGCAGCAUACCUACCGGAAUUGUUGGAAAUUACUUGAAUAAUCACUUUAUUAGCAACUGUGACGGGUCACCUCAAAGCCAUGAUACAGAGCAGUCAGCUUCACAGUUGAGAGGGUGAGGCCUUGAGGACUUGAAAUUUUCUAGGGCCAAAAUCGUGCAAUACUCCAUAAUCCAAAGAUAGUAGGUCAAGAAUCUUAAUUCUCAAUUCACAGACAGAAGGACAGGGAAACGCUCACUUUGUUGUCUUUGUAGCAGAAUCCACAACAGCCAGGGGGACCGGGAAACAAACAUGCUAAAGCAGAACUCGAGGUCAGAGGUAGAAGGCUGGGGUAACAGCCACAGGAACAGGCAAACUUGAUAUGGUAGAACUCGUGGUCAGGGGUGGAUUCGCAGGGUAGCGUCUUGCAUGGAUGGCACUCGAACACUGACAAUGAUUGCGUCAUCAAUAAAGCCUUAAAUAGGGGGGUGUAGCUGACUGUGGCGGACAGAUUGUGAUUGGCUGACAGAUUGGCUGUCUUGGUAGACUGUGACAUCACUAUUCGCCCGAAAUCAGCUCACCCAUGACCAUAGUGAGGAUAAGCAGUAUAGAAAAUGGAUGGGUGAGUGUCCAACUGUUCAAUGUUGAAGUACUUUUUGGGUCUGGGUCGAAAUGCAAACAGCAUGACGAAGAGGAUUGUUUAAAUACCAAUUGUAAUUGGACCGAAAAAUGUAUUGGUCCAUUCAUGGAUCAAAUACCUGCCAUUCAGCCCUUUUGAAAAGCGCAUGUUGUCCAAAAAAUUACUGAAACAUUAGACAUUUAAAAGUUAAAAUAAGGUCAAAUUAAGUUCACCUGUGAAAGUUAUUGGUUUUAGUUUCAUCCUUUAAAUUUCACUCAAAAGCCGAAUAGCCAUUUUCGUGAGUAGUGUAUGUGAGCUUUAUGGCUAAAACAGUUAAAAAGUUAAUGACAUUGCCCUUACUUUACUUCAUACUGAACAUUUAAACAAGAUGGUCAAUAUCAUAAAAUACUGUCUUUCUGUCACAGUCGCCAGAUGUGCUUCCCAUAUGGAGAGUGAGUGGUCUUUUGCGUCAUAAGGUGGGAUUUUAUACUAUAAAACUGCACUAUAGCUUGAACAUACUACACAUACUCAAUUGAUACUUUAUUACAGGUGUAAAUACAACUACACGAUCUAGUGCAGAAUUCUUUUUUGCUCUAUGUUGUGGGCCCCGAGCCUCUGUGUGCCCACUAAUUGGUACAAUUCUGGGCCCUUGAUGUGACCAAAAGUUUUAAGUUAUUUUUACGCUGCAUUAUUUUUAAGACACUUUUUUUUUUUUUCUUUAAAAUUGUCUUCACAAUACAGUCAACUUCAAAUUAUUUUAAUAUAUCUUUAAAGCUAAUUAUAGCCACCUUGACUGUUGCACUGCAUCCUCUGUGUUCAACCUCUCCAUGCGAAUGAUUAUGAUCAAUAUGUGGGGACAAACCUCAAAACACAUUCAAGGGGUAAUACAGUGUAAUGUUCUGUUACUAAUGGUAAGUGGAUUAUUAAUAAAAUACCUAUUAAUAUAUAAUGCCGUUCUCUUUAAUUUAUAAAGAAUGGGAUCCUAAACCUGCCGUUGUUGGGUAUUGACACGUUACAGUAUAAAUAAGGAAGCACAACAUGGAUAACAAGGUAAACUGAAAGGCUAUUUCAACACUGCUGGUGGAAUGAAAUAUUCAAAUUGAAAAUCUUUAUUAAUUCAAUUAUUGUGUAUGGCCUCCGUGUGCCUGAAAUGGCAGUGGUAAAGAAACAACAACAAUGCAAUUGGAUUUCUUUUGUAAGCAUACGUAAAUGAACGACAUAGAAGGGACUAUAUAAAAUGUUGCGUAGGUCGCCACAUUAGUUAGGGCUGGAUCUGGAUACUGCAGAUGUAUAUUAGCUGCUGUUGUGGUUGGCUGAAGCAUUUAGAGAGGGGGAGGAAAAAAAACUGGUAACAUUUGACAAUAAUGUGAAUGACAUAAUAGUUACAUAAAUAGUAAUAGUAAGCAAGAAACUGAUAUCCUGGAAGUCUGCUGAUUAUGUGUUGUCCUUUUAAAAAAAAAAAACACUUUUUUU
Phyllopteryx taeniolatus (common seadragon) is the source of this 3944-nucleotide messenger RNA. It is a transcript of the gene slc35b2, whose product is annotated as solute carrier family 35 member B2. The record is from RefSeq and is a predicted model, not a curated record. Gene Ontology annotation, cellular component: endoplasmic reticulum membrane; Golgi membrane. The transcript is spliced from 4 exons. Gene Ontology annotation, molecular function: 3'-phosphoadenosine 5'-phosphosulfate transmembrane transporter activity. Gene Ontology annotation, biological process: transmembrane transport. NCBI's taxonomy places the organism in Eukaryota, Metazoa, Chordata, Actinopteri, Syngnathiformes, Syngnathidae. The coding region runs from base 242 to 1546 and encodes 434 amino acids.